UAUUGCAAUAGUGUGGUGCAGACUCUCUGGGUUGUGAUAGACUAGGCUGCUUUAAUUUAAGCAUUAAAGCACACGGUGAAUGUGUUAAAUAUGUCAAGUCAUUCAAUAUACCCACACUAGUGCUGGGAGGUGGUGGGUACACUAUUCGUAAUGUUGCUAGAUGCUGGACAUACGAGACAUCAUUAUUACUGGACACUGAUAUCAGCAAUGAGCUACCAUAUACAGAAUAUUUUGAGUAUUUUGGUCCUGAUUUUACACUCCAUCCUGAUGUGAGUACUAAAAUGGAGAACCAGAACACAAGACAAUAUUUAGAUCAGAUCAAGCAACAUAUUUUAGAAAAUUUAAGAAUAUUACCACAUUCCCCUAGUGUACAGAUGCACCAAGUUCCUCCUGAUAUGCUAAGUAUGGAGGUACCUGAAGAACCUUCACUUGAUGUUCGAGAAACCCAACAUGAAACUGACUCAAGAGUUGAGCAUUCCGCUGAAUAUUAUGACAGUGAUAAAGAUCAAGAUUUAACAUACCAUCAUAACAUUGACAAUGUUUAACUAUCAUUAUUAAUUCACACAACAAGGCUACUGUACAAUUUAAUAGAG
Molecule: messenger RNA, 593 nt
Organism: Amphimedon queenslandica
Lineage: Eukaryota; Metazoa; Porifera; Demospongiae; Haplosclerida; Niphatidae
Product: histone deacetylase 3-like
Exons: 6
Coding region: 282-545 (87 amino acids)
Source: RefSeq, a predicted model, not a curated record